Messenger RNA from Neurospora tetraspora, 2254 nucleotides. RefSeq names its product peptidase C65 Otubain-domain-containing protein. Gene Ontology annotation, cellular component: nucleus. The record is from RefSeq and is a predicted model, not a curated record. Gene Ontology annotation, molecular function: ubiquitin binding; cysteine-type deubiquitinase activity. The transcript is spliced from 4 exons. Bases 185 to 2254 code for a protein of 689 amino acids. NCBI's taxonomy places the organism in Eukaryota, Fungi, Ascomycota, Sordariomycetes, Sordariales, Sordariaceae. Gene Ontology annotation, biological process: protein K48-linked deubiquitination.
GAUCGACGACGGCCUUUGACGGGGAAGUUUGCGUGAUCCAGAGUGGAAACCUACCCGACCCCUCGAGUUGAGCUGUCAGCUCGCGGAUACGCUAAGGUCUUAGCCCCGAACGAUUAUUGUCUUGUCGGGAUCCCCUCCCCAACCGCAAGCGACGAUAACAGCUUCUCGGUUACCAACAUUCGACAUGUAUCAGCCCGAAUCUGCAGCGUACAUACCUCUCUCGACGGGAUACGGUAAUGCACACGGACUCCCCGACUACACAUUCGAACAGACAUCAAUAGGUGGUGGAAGUGGUGGUGGUGGUUAUGUUGGUGGUCUCGGGGGUCUUGGUGGUCUUGGAGGAGGUGGAGGCGGCAGUGGUUCAGGUGGAUACACGGUCGGGGGCGGCCCGGGAGCGGCCGUUACAACAGCAGGCGCCGCCGCUGGGUCAGCAUCAAUAGUUGGGGCCGCAGCAGGGGCAAUCUUCAGUCCAGGUCCAGGGCCCAGCAUCAGCGGCAACAGCGUCGGCGGCCCCGCAUCUGGACCCUUAUACACCCACGCCAACUUGUUCCAUUCCCAUCACUCCUCGCACUCGUUACCAUCGCACAACCACGGCGGGCACAACCAACACCACCAACACCAACAGUCGCACAGCCCGCUCUCAUACGUCUCGCAUUCGCUCUCGCCCAGUGCUGGCGGCAGCACAAACCCCUCCUCGCCAGCUUCCAUUUCACAACUUCCACCACAACAACACCAUCACCAACAACAACAGCAAUACCAGCACUCCCAAUUCGAUUCUCAAAUACCGCGGUACCAGCCAUCGUCCUCUAUCCAUCAACAUCACAUCAAAAUGGAAGCAACCGGCGACGAUCACAGCGACCUGGCCGCAGCCCAAGGGUACCAGGAGUACCAGCCUGAGCUCAAUGGUCCUCCUGUUGGCGGCAAAUUACCAAGCACAGCCAUUACAGAAGAAUACGCCAAGGCCGAUCCCGUCUAUGUCCAGAAGACAAGGUCCCUGCCCGCGACAUACUCCCAUUACCGUCCGAUGCUGGGGGAUGGCAACUGCGGUUGGAGAGCUCGGGGCAGCAGCCGGGGCCGAUACCAUACUGCGAGUUUGAGUGCUGACGAGAAGCGCUCUCUAGCAAUCGGCUUUGGCUACUUUGAGACCCUGAUCAAGCUCGGCAACAAGGCCCAGGUGGAUGCUGAGAGAGAGCGUCUGGAGAGUCUUAAUGAGUACAUCCAUCACCACGGUGGCUUUGACCCUAUGGUAUUCGUGGACUUUGUCGAGGAAACGGACGAGCUCCUUAAGAGAGUUUCAAACAAACUCGAUGACCCGGAGGAAGCCAUGAUAGAAAUCAUGGCCGCCUUCAAUGACGUAGGCAUCUCAAACGCCAUCAUCUAUCACCUUCGCCUGCUCGCAAGUUCCUGGCUCAAAGAGAAUCGCGCCAGUCACGAGGCCUUCAUCACUACGGACAGCGGGCUUGACAAGUACUGUCAGCGUGUGAUUGAGGUACCCAAUGUUGAGAUCGAGCAACUGGGCUUGCAGGCACUGGUCAAUGUGCUUCUGAAGCCCAUCGGUUUCGUCUUGAAAAUCGCUUAUCUGGACCGUAGCCCCGGCUCUGAGGUUAACACCUACAGCUUCCCCGAAGAGGCAAUCAGCCAGCCAACGUCCCCUCUCGAUCCCGUCAUCUGCCUACUUUAUCGGCCCGACCACUACGACAUACUUUACCCCGUCGACCCAACACCUCCGCCUGCACCUACCAACAUCCAGGUUUUCCGAGCCACCAUCCCGCAAUACGAAAUCACUUCCGCUCCGCCAUUCACCGCCGCUGGAGAUUACGGCCUCCUUGCCGCGCUACCGGGCUUUAGCUCCUCUCCCUCACCACUCGGGGCGUUGGGCGUCGGACUUGGUUCGCCGCUUGGCUCGCCGCUUGCGCCUUUCACCCAAGCCCCGGCACCAUCUUGGAUGUCUGCCCCUUUCGGAACGGAAUCACUCCAGCCAGUUGCCGCCCCCCUACCGAUCGCCGCAACGGCCCCUCCUCCGCCACCACCACAGCAGACGCAUCCGUUGAGAUUUAGCGAAUACUGCCAGAUGCCGGAGUAUGUCGAGAACGACACGUGGCGCGAACCGACGUUCCAGACAUCGACAUUUAAGAACAGUCAUUUCAACGUCGCGCAUUACAAUAACCCCAACUUCCAACCGGAGGAGUAUAAACCGGAAAAUGACGAGUAUGACCCACCACCAAGGAGUGGGCGGAAGAGAGGGAGUGUAUAG